CAACAACAACAACAACAAAGAAAAUUAUUUUAAAAAACAAAAACAAAAAAUACGACGUGCCCCUCCACCCGAUGUGAAAAAGAAAGAGGGGGAAAGGAGAGCAGAUAAAACAGAAGAGAAAUGGGAGCGUUUAGGGUGCUGCUGGGGAGUUUGCAUUACAUGGGACUCUACAUUCAACUUAGUGUCUCCACACGGCAAGCUGGACACGGCGAGGUAGAGAACCACAUCUCCGGGAACGCCAUGUUCACAGAGGUGCCUCACGAUAUGACCGCCCACAGAGGUCAGGAUGUGGAGAUGGCCUGCUCCUUCAGAGGGGCGGGAACGCCCUCGUAUUCACUGGAGAUCCAGUGGUGGUACAUCAGGAACCAUCUGGACUGGACGGACAGACAGCCCUGGACGACCAAUGAAGUGGCUCCUGAGGAGGAGUUGCCGAAGGAUGCCACAAAGAUAAGUGUCGUAAAGGUUGUAGGGAGCAACAUCUCCCAUAAACUCCGCCUCUCCCGAGUCAAGCCUUCUGACGAGGGCACCUACGAAUGCCGCGUCAUUGACUUCAGUGAUGACGCAGGUGCCCGCCACCACCGCGUCAGGGCCUACCUGCAGGUGGUGCCAGAGAGCGACAUCAUCGACGGCAACCACAACAACAACUUCGAGGCCGCGGACGAUACCAAGAGGGGGGUGGGAUUCGCCGACGGGGACGACAUGGAGUCUCACGGUGGCGCCAGAGAGCACGCUCACGGCCAUCACCAGAAUCACGGGCACCACCAGGAGCACGGCAAGCAGCGGCCUUCGUCGCCAGCUCACCACGGCCACAGCCACAGCAGCAGCAGCAGCAGCAGCAGUCAGCAGCACAAGGCAGGCAGAGAGCUGAGGAAGAGGGACGUGGACAGUAACCACAGCCACAAUGACUGCACCAACGAGCCGAGCUGUGCGCCGUAGACGUUGGCCCAUUACACCUGAGUGAUAGAUUGCAUAACAUGAUGUGUGUCACAGCAUAGAAAAGCUACUCUUCCCACACAGAAGCAGGCCUGUGCACAAAUCCCGAAUCCCUAGAAAUCUACAGUAUGGCUUAUUCAGAGCACAGCGCCUUAAACUGUGUGCAAAGGGACGUAGCUUUUUGUUGCUGUGCAUGGGUCUGGGUUGGACUGCUCACUGUCUGUAAAGCUUGGCUUCACGGCAUUCAGCAAGGGGAGGGAGGGGGCUGACAUGUAGAUCUAGGCAGCUCCACUGUUUCUGGUCUCAGCGCCGACCAAAAAAAAAAAA
Molecule: messenger RNA, 1260 nt
Organism: Seriola dumerili (greater amberjack)
Lineage: Eukaryota; Metazoa; Chordata; Actinopteri; Carangiformes; Carangidae
Product: V-set and transmembrane domain-containing protein 2-like protein
Exons: 4
Coding region: 121-936 (271 amino acids)
Source: RefSeq, a predicted model, not a curated record